This is a messenger RNA of Schistocerca gregaria, 673 nucleotides long. RefSeq lists its product as uncharacterized. NCBI's taxonomy places the organism in Eukaryota, Metazoa, Arthropoda, Insecta, Orthoptera, Acrididae. The transcript is spliced from 3 exons. Bases 202 to 507 code for a protein of 101 amino acids. The record is from RefSeq and is a predicted model, not a curated record.
CAGCACCUGUUAGUUCUCGGCCUGGUUGGGCUCUUGUUGGCGCCCGCAGUGCUUACGGCACUCAGUGUGAACGGCAGCGUGGAACUGGAAGCGCUCGGGCGCAGCGCCGCACUGAAUGUGAGCACCCAAGUCGGCCCAGCCCCUCGCCUGGUAGGGAUCGUCAGGAAAGGUGUGCAGCGCUUCAGGGCUUUGAGGGGCGCCAUGGGUAGGCUGCUCAAAACGGGCGGCAGGGAGUUCUUCCGCGUCCUCAGCAGCGUUUUGCCCGGCACCGCCGGCCUGAAUGUGGUCGUCUCAAGGGCAGGGCCGGUGGGAAUAGAUAAUGUGAACAAGGCGUUCGAUGAAUUUUGUUCAUCUCUCAACCAGAUGGUGAAGACAAAAGUAAUAACAGUUGAAAACGCUGAAGCUUUACGCAACCAAACUGCAAGAGAACUGAUGAAGGUUCUCCAGGAAAAGACAGAUGUUAACCAACUAAAAGGUUCAUGUGACUGUGUAAAUGGAACACUGUGACUUCAGAUAAAAUUAAUGUCAUGUAAUGUCAUACCAUGCACUACUUCAGCAAACAAAAAAGACAAAAUAUAAAAUGUAAAGAAGUUAGCACAUCCUUGCAAGUUAGAAAAAAAUAGCAUUAUAGACUGAGAGUGUCAGUCGUUUUCUACAUUUCUCAAAUGUUGCU